CACCCGCCUCUGGCCUCGCCGCAUCAUCCCGUUCGAGAACCUGCGAGAUAUAGCAACCAUGUUCCGCCUUGGCUCUGUCGCCCGCCGCUUCUCGGCUCUCACUCCUGCUGCCCGCGCCGGCUCGGUCCGACACAACAGCAACUCGGUCUUUGCCAGCGAUAACUUGAAAAAGUUCGUGCCCAAGGUCGAGUUCACCGAUUCCACAACCCUGGGCCAAAUCUGGGACGCCUGCUACGUCAAGUACAGAUACCGUCUCAUCUACCCCGUUAUCGGAUGGAUUGGUGUCCUUUACUACUUCCUCUGGAUUCCCUACAUCCCCGAGUCGGAGAAGGUCGCUGCUGCUGAGAAGGCUGAGAAGCUCAAGGCCCUUGAGUUCAGACAGAACUAAUUUGCCCGUAAUUUUCAUCGGCAUACACUCGCAAAUGCCGAUAAUGGCCUGUUCAAGAAGCACCGGGCGCUUGCCGAUAUUUCCUGGUGAUCUCUGUCAUCAUUGAGUGGGAAUAGAGACGCCAUCGACCAUGCCUCUACGCCUUCGCUGUCGAUCACCUAUUCCAUGAGACUGAGACCUCGAUUGACUGUGUGGCUUGGGAAGCAUGCUGCCAUACUUGGCAAUGGAGUAAGCAUCAAGCCUUUCUGCAUAAACGCAGCCAUUCCAGACCAAA
Polychytrium aggregatum is the source of this 662-nucleotide messenger RNA. RefSeq lists its product as uncharacterized. Bases 59 to 388 code for a protein of 109 amino acids. The record is from RefSeq and is a predicted model, not a curated record. NCBI's taxonomy places the organism in Eukaryota, Fungi, Chytridiomycota, Chytridiomycetes, Polychytriales. The transcript is spliced from 2 exons.